AGGCUCCCUGCUACGAGCAACCAAUUUUUAGUUUGCUCUCACGAACCCAAGAUCAGCGCAACAUUUGGUACUGCUACAUGUACCGGACCAAAUCCAGAAACGCUGCCACCGACCACAAUGUGGAUUCCGCUAGGUGUGAAAUCCCAACACCAGCCUCCCUGAAACCGGAUAAAUGGUUAGUUCAGUGGGAGAACACCGUUUAUUCUUCACACGAGCCGGACAGACCAGGAGUACAGCUGAUGGCCGACGAUGGCUUCCUGUACACCGGGGGUUGGUUCCACGGGGCUGUGCGCAUUCACCGGGUACGCUUGCCCAAUUCCGACGGCCUUCCGAAUUGGGACGGUUUUCUCACCACACCCACAAGCUCUGAUUACAUCCGAGAAGCAGCGGAGUUUGUUAUGGCUUUCGAAACCUCAAAGGCGGUUUAUUUUCUCCUCCGGGAACCUGUUCCACCUUCCUGCAUACUGCGGCAUUUGAACCGUCAAAGUCAUCAGGAGCCAUCAAAGAGUGGAGGGACUGAAGGUCGCAAUUCACGGAACCAACAAACGACCUACAGAAUGAUGACACGUUUGGUGCGGGUGUGUAAGGGCGAUCGGGGUGGAUAUCCCUAUGUCAACGAUGGCGAAUUCGGCACCUUCGCGAAGGCAAACGUGGAAUGCGCUACGGGUGAAAGACCACCGUAUUCAAACAUAGAUGAAAACUACAGUGACCAAAGCAUUGAGGAAUUUUAUUUCGAGCGAGCUGUAGCUGCGGAAUGGGACCCGGUUGAAGGCAGAUUGGUCGUUAUAUUUUCCACCAAUAGCAGACAUGUUGAGGCGAGCGCUGUGUGCGUGUACUCCGAAUCGGACCUGGAUGCUUCCUUUGAUAGCGCGCUACUUUCUGUAGCAAUGGAUGGACAUUUCUCUGAGAAACACAAUCCGUUUCCCGAUACCUGCGGAUGCGACUUUUGUAGCGUAACGGAGCAGGAGGAAGUUCAUUUCCCUUAA
Messenger RNA from Dicrocoelium dendriticum, 986 nucleotides. The record is from the annotation of a GenBank genome assembly. Lineage: Eukaryota; Metazoa; Platyhelminthes; Trematoda; Plagiorchiida; Dicrocoeliidae.